Molecule: messenger RNA, 6251 nt
Organism: Plodia interpunctella (Indianmeal moth)
Lineage: Eukaryota; Metazoa; Arthropoda; Insecta; Lepidoptera; Pyralidae
Exons: 9
Coding region: 142-1149 (335 amino acids)
Biological process (GO): regulation of cell differentiation
Cellular component (GO): membrane
Source: RefSeq, a predicted model, not a curated record
UCCGCCGUUUCUGUCCGCUAUUCAACCUCUACUCUGUCACAUGUGAUCAACUUUUUUAAAAUAGUGCAGUGCCAGUUCCAUAAAUUGGAUUCGAACAUUUUUUUUUAAUAUUUUUUAGUGGCGAUUUCAUAAUGGGCUUCCAUGUGUUUUCAGUCAGACACCGACACUAGACCUAUCAAGGGUCGUUCAAUCCGCAGGAUGUUCUCCUUAUGCCGCCGCUAUAAAGAUGAGCACGAACAUGGCGGAACACAAAUCAAGGGAGGUUACAUGCUUCGAUACAAACGUAAAUACCUGUGGAACUCAUGGUCUGAAGAGUGGGUGGUGCUUUACGAUGACUCGACGAUGGCAUGGUUCAAGGACGCCUCCGGCAAAUACCUGGCGACUCAGAAGUACCUGGUGAAGGAGAGCCCGGAGAUGCUGGCAAUCGCCAACUGGACGGGGCAAGUGCCCCGUAGGCCCACACUGCCCCCCGGCGCCCGGCUAUCCCAGCUCAUGGCGCUGGGGUCCCGCAGGGAUCCGGGACACGUCGUCUGGAUGCUGGCCAAGUCUGAUGCUGAGAUGAAACACGUAACAAUUAGCUACGAACAACUCGGUCUACGAGAGAAAAUUACAACGUGUGUUUCAUUUUUCUUUUUUGCCGCUCGAAGGGAAUGGAUGCAAGCAAUUUCAAAAACGUUACCGCCGCCGCCUCACAUUGAGCUGGUGAUGUCGAUGCCGUAUCUCCGCACCGCGUUCAAAAGACCAACCGUGAGAGUGAGACCGACGUCCUCGGAGAUGUACUCGAGAAGCAGCAGACAAGCAGUGGGCGCGCUGGACGGGCGCGGAUUGGUCGCCGUCAUCAAACGGCAAGUACCGCUGGCGGGGCAGCUGGGGCACGAGCUCGCGUGGGGACAAGGCUGGGGAUGGGUGACUCUGCCCAACGGCGUGUGGAGUGGACGUCUAACCUGGUCUCAAGAAGGCGAUGACUUUGCCCUACACGCGAUGCCUAUCAUGCACCACACCAACGUAUCUCAAGCCUGUUCCAUGCUAGAUGGAGUCACAGCCUACGAGGCAUCAGCGUAUGACCAGGCGUUAGCUGAAUACGAUGACGCAGCGGGUACAUCAGACGACUGGGACUUUGGUGUAGACUGUGGCGACUUCAUGAUGUAAACGAUUUUGAUAGUGCUGAUUUUGAAGUAACUAAUUAAAUUUAAUACCGUGAAAAAAACAUUUAGAUAAUGCUCAAUAUAUAUAUUAAAAACGAACUCAAAAACAGUUGUAUUUUUCUUUUUGAGUGUGUUAUUACUAACACUAGUGUCAGAUUUUAUUCAGUCGAAGUGAAGGCAUUUGACAUGACUUUCACGACACGACUACCUACCGACAUCUAGUGGCAAGUAGUCGCAUACACAACACACAUAACAGUCGUACGAAUAGAGGUGUAGGUAAUAACAUCAAGUACGUAUAGAUAACUUGUACCUUGUAAGGUACAACUGAACGUUAACCCGGCAAUUAAUUGUUUCAUUCGGAAAUGGAAUUUGCGAUCACAAUAUAUGGCACUUUUUAGUAUUUUAUUGUGUAUUUUUAGUAAUUUUGUGGUGUUUUGAAAUAAAGAGCUUAUGAGAAUACUUUAUAAUCAGCACUAAUACUAUAUUGAAUCAUUCAAUCACAUUGAUUCGAAGAGUUCAUAGAUUUGAUUCUACUUAUCAAUCAUAAUUGUUGAGUAAACAUCUCAAAUAGACAAAUCUUUCGACCUUUAAGUAUAUAGAAGUUUGAAAACCAAUCGUUUUGAUUGUGUAGUCUCCAAACACUUUCAUGAAUAUAGGUUUCAGGAAUCUAUUUGAAUCAUUCAACAUUAAAACUUGAUUAAUAAUAAUUAUUUUUCGUAUAUAUAAACUUGUUUCGAACUAUUGAUAAGUAGAAUCUCUUCAUACAUUUUCACAUCAAUCGCAUACGGACGGUUUGCUCAAUGUUAGAGGAGAAAAUGUGCGCCAAGAUUGGCAAUUUAACUGAUGUGCCAACAACAAAAACCUUCUACAAACGUUGAAAAUAUCUUAUGAAUUUUGUACUUGGCAGCGUAACUGUCUAUAUUGUAACACUGUUUGAAUUCACCAUGAACAAAUGAUCUUUCUGACGAUUGGCAAGACAUUACCGAUAAGACUUACUUAAAGUCAGCUUCCCGUGAAAAUAACUUUUAACAUAGUGAUACAAUAUAGGUGAUACAAGUAAUUGUUAUCGAUAAAGUCAUGCCACACAUGGAACAGUAUAAAAUUUAAAUCCAAACUUGGGAUCCACAACCCUUUCCGCUUCUCGAUUUCCAGGUGUACGUACGUCUCGGAUAAUUAAUUCCAGGUAUAAUACAUCCUUAUAAUUAUACACCGACAGAUACCCAGAAAUCGGGAAGUGUAUAGGCCUUAGUUGCAUGCUAUAGACGUAUUUGUAUUUGUAGAAAAAGAUGUGUGUAGCCAUGACUAUAUUUACACGUACGGCCUAUCAGAAACCUAUAUUUAGACAUAGAUCUCACUUUCUUAAUGUUAUCUUUUGUAUCCUUUGUAAAAUUUAUAAUUUUGUACACAAUAUAUCCGAUCGUAAUAAAAUCGCACUUAAACGUGUGAAAGCGUUGAUAUUAUUACAAUGUUGGAAAGCCUUGUUUGUUCCAUCUACAUGAAACAUUUUGAGGAAUAUUAAUUUGUUGUCUUUGGAGACUUAUAAAUUAAGUUUUCGAGAGAUUUACGCGAUGUUUCCAGGGUAAUUCAGCUUAUAUUCCCAUUUCACAUUGAGUACAGUCAAACACGUGAGUAACCGGGCUGCACAAAUAUAUUUUUAUUUAGCGUUGUAAUAUUAUGUAAGUAGUGUAUUUUUAAAUACAUAUUUUCUUAAAAUUAUAAUGGUAAUAGAAAAGUGGCAAUUGAUUUACACCCCCCAUAACUGCACAUCGAUAAAAAAAAGAAACUAAAAAUGCAUCGCAGAUAUUGGGACACCAAUUAAUUAUGUAUUUGACUGUACAUCAAAAUUUUGAUUUAAUUUUAAUAGUGUUUAAGUAAAAUGCGCUUGUCCCCAAUGACACCAAUUAUGAUGGAAAAAUAAUUAUAGUUAAUCGUAUAUGUGGAUGAUUCGUGUAUUAGAUGUAAGCAUCGGUGUUAGAAUGUAGUGGAUGUGGUCGGUAGAACCUGGUUGCCUGAUGAUCCAUGGUGAAUCCCUUAUUAUACGACCUUUUAAAAAUAAAACUGAUCUGUCACGGAAAAAAAUAAAAAAUAUUUGCAAAAUAACAUGAGUACUUUAUAUACAAAUUGAGUGUUAAAAGAAAUGCAGAAAAGCUGUUCUUUAUUAUAAGUAAAAGACAAACGCUGAGUUACUUGAGACUGGUUAAAUGUUUUGUUGAUGUUGAUGUUAGAAACUACAUAAAUUUGAAAAAAAAUAUAUUGGUGCGUUCAAUAAAUGUGAAAAUCAAGUAUUUUUUUAUUCAGAUAACUACGAAAAUUUGACUAAUGUAGGUAGAGAGGCGAGUCAAGACUCCAUUGUUGUAAUUGUUCGAUAUUCAGAAUUCGAAAACUAGAAGUAUUGUUUUUGAAAGGUCGUUUAUCCUAAACCUAACCAACAUUUUGGCGUUAUAUAUUUAGAAGUGUAUUUGUAAAUUCAAUCUAAUGAAAUUAUAUCUAGUUGCUAUGAAUCUUCCGACCUACCCAAAGACUGCCUAUAAAGUUAUUAUAGCUGAGCCUUCAGUGUAAGUGAAAAUAUCACUAUUUAUUACAAACACUUAUAACCCACUAUCUGAACCUCACUGGAUAGAUAGAACCUCGAUAAUAUUCCAGCAAAAGUUUCAAAAUAUAAUCAGUAUCUUCGCGAAUCAAAGAGAACUGAUCAAAAAUUAAAUACAUACAUUAAUAUUACAUUUAAAGUACAUAAUUUCCAAUAUUAUUUCAUAAACUUAUUACAUAACUUUAUUUGUUUUAUCAAUAUAAAAUAUUAUAUUGAUAAAAUAAACUAUAUUCAACUUGGCGGACAUUUCACAACGACAUAUGAUAACUACUGUUCACUGUCUUGUCUACCUCUAUAAAACUUGCACUUAAAGCUCUAAAUACCUGUGUUGUGUGUACCCUAGGCAAGGUUAAAUUAUGCGUCCCUGUCCCGCGAGUAAAGCUACAUUGCAAGGAAUUUCGAAAAAGUGCUAACGAACGGCAUUAUUAAUUUUAGAAAUAUUUUGAAAAAACAAUGUUUAUAAUUACCUAAGUGCUCCAAACAUGAAUGACUGCACUUAGUUGUAGUUAAUUAAUUAUGCAAAAAAUGUAGCCUUAUUUAUGAGAGAAACUGUAAUAAAAAUCGUGAACUUUGCUUGAGACACUGCCGAGCGUCUAGAUUUCAUAUAAAAACAUAAUUUAUGUAACUUAACUAUUGUAAGUAGUUUACGAAUUAUAAAGGAACUGAAAAAAAUAUCUGAAUGAAACUUGCAAUGUAGCAUAUAUGUCGUAGUAAAGUAAAUAUUUAUGAUAUUAAAGUAAUUACUGAAGUCUUUAAUAAUUAGUGAGCGCGAUAGUACUUUUAUUGGAGAAAGAAGAACGGUUUUGGUGAACUUUGUAUGCUAUUUGCUUUAUUUUUUUGAUGAAAGAAUUUUGUAUGUACCAAAUUUGGUAACUGCCUAAUUAGGUAAUUUUAUUUUAUUGUACAAUAUGAAUUUAUAGCUAUAAUUCAUUGACUAUUUAUACUUGGUUGUUUCAAGAAUUGAAUUGGCCACAUUUUCCUGUCCAUAUAUUUUCCUGUCCCUAGAAUGAUCGUACUAAUUGCAAAGAAGUCUUUAAAAAAAACUUCAAGAUUAAAGGAUAAUCUCCUCUUUAAUACAUGCAGAAGGUAAACACACGCGUAACAAAUAAAUGUUGUGCCGAAUAAAAGGCCCGUUUAUUGAAGUCUAUGGAAAACAGUGGCUCUUUCUCUUCUUCAAAACGGCCAAGAAUCAAAGCUCGCACAAAAUCAAAAGCUACAUAAAAUUAUUUAUUAAUUUAUAUUGUAUAUGAAAACUUAUUGUGUGUAACACAAAAAGAUAUAUACAUAUUUCUAUGCUGGUCAUUGAAAAAAAAAAAUGUUAUAUACACGUAUAAAUUCUAAUAUAAUUUGAACUUUAAACAAAUAAUUUAUAUUUAAUAAUAGGCAGCAAACGUUGGACGCUGGAUUCGUCGAGAUGACAUAUUUUUGUAAGGCACGUCUGUGUUAAUUUAGGUCGUAGGCACUGGUGAAUGUGCUAUCUACCCGUCUUCUCACUAUAUUUUCCAACAGAGGGAUAAGAACAGGCAAAAGCCUUGUUUAUUCAAAUAAGUAAUGUAUUACAACUUACUAAGUAUCGUGUUUUCUUCUUAUAUUUGGGCGUAUGUCGUCAUUACAAAUUGCGUAUAUGUUCUCCUGUCAGUAAGAGCGAACUUUUUGGAUAUCAAAAACAUUCACCAAUGUAUACUUACCCCUAGAAAGUCAAAUAUUUAUUGACAUAAGAAUGAAAUUGAUACUUUCGUGGAAGCUUCUUUGUUGAACUAUGAGUAUUUUGCAAAUACCCGCGCAGUAUCAGUGUUUGCCGGAAGCGGAUGGAUUUAUUUAUUUCAUCCUUCCUCAUUAUUUACUAGCUUCAACCCGUGGCCUCGUUCCCAUGGGAAUAUCGGAAUAAAAAAAACCAUAAGUCACUCAGGAAUAAUGGUGAAAGAAUUUUGGAAAUCUGAUAAGUAGUUCCGUAGAUUAUCCCCUAUGCAAACUUACAAAAGCUACCCUUUUUGGUGCAUAUAAUACUGGAAUAAGUGGCUAAUUUUUUUACUAAAAAAUUCUGAACCAUUGAAGAAUAUACUUAAAUUUUGAUGCAGACCUCUUGUCACAUAAAUUAUGAUGUAAAACUUAUGGAUUUACUAAGUACUUCGUACAAUUAAGUCCAUGGUAAAACUGCGUGGGUAUUUAUAUUACAAUCACUGGUAUUGCAUGAAAAUUAUUAAUGACGUUAACAAUUAUGUUUGCACACGUUAUAUGUAAGUACAUGAGUGAGGUUAUAUGUAAAACAGUCUUUAUGAAAAAUUUAAAUUUAUAUAAAGUAAAGAAAAAUUUCCAUAUGGCAUACUUAUUUCUGUUUUUUUUAAAUUCACAAUACCAGUGACGUCAAUCGAUAGUCAAUCGUACAGUAGCUAUAGUCGAUGAAUCGGACAAAAUAGUCGAGUAGGCGUGCGUAGCUAGUUGGCGAGUGUACGUAUCGAUUCGAUAGCGACGUUCAUUACCGAUUAUGAAUGUUUGUAUGUAAUUUUUUUAAAUAA